AUGUCACCAAUGUCACCAAUGUCACCAAGGUCUCCACUACCCAACAAUAACAACAACAACAGUAUAUUCACAAUCGACUGGUUAUCAAAGAGAUACAGUGAACAAGAUAUUAGUGUACAACUUGAUAAUGGACUAAAGGAUACUUGGAAGUUUGGACAGGUACUUCAGCACAUUAUGGCUGACAAGACCUCGCCCGACACUAGCAUAGCAGGAGGUUCAGGUGAUAGUCCCAUUGCGACGGCAACCACUACGCCUAUCAUCAGGAGCAGGAUCGCACUAUCCGCACCUUCAGAGUGGAUCAGUAACAUUCAAGACUCAAACACAUCAGCCGAGUACCGAAUCCCAACAUAUCUCAAGGACAAGGGACCCAAUGACAUGGUCUCCGACCUGCCCCUCGAGUUCCAAAAGGCCACGUCCGUGCGUCUGGUCUUGGAACAGGACGACUGUCCAACGCCGGCUUACCGCGAGCCCAAUGCUGCGAUCGGACAGAUACUGAUGGUGGGCAACGUUGGCACCAACGCUUCAACGUUGCUCUUUUGUACUUCUACCGAACACAAACACAUGGUCGACAAGUUCUGGAGCGAGCACACAAAGGGUGGAGGCGCGAUGAGUGCGAUGGGCGACGAUGGAGAGCAGCCCGUGUCCCUGUCUGUAAACGACUUGCUCGGCUCAGGCAUCCCAUUCUAUCUGGUCGAGCAAAAGGUCGGCGACUUGGUCAUUCUGCCCUCAUGCAGUCUACAUCAGAGCAUUAAUAUGGGCGGCAAGAGUAUCAAGAUGUCUUGGCAGCGUGUAGUCGCUCACUCAUUGUCCAACACAUACGACUACAUGUUGCCAAUGUAUCGCCGCAUGCGUCGACGCGAGACUCUGCCAACCAAGCUCCUGCUCUACUAUGGCCUGAUCGGACGCGUCAACAAGGGCAAGAAGCUUGCGCUCGAGGCGGGCGUCAGUGUGGACCGCGUGAUCAGGUUUGUUCGCGAGACAUUGAUCGUUCACCGCAUGAUGGUCGACGUCAACUGGAACGACCGCAUACACAAUGAGGACUCUGUGGUACGCGCAACCGACAUUGAAUUCAAACAGAUGGAGCUGGGCUCACCAAAUCGCUUCUGCUCAGGCUGCCACGCCUAUAUCUUCAACCGCUGCUACCGCGCACAACAGAUGCAAAACGCACACUUUUGUCAAGAAUGUGUGGCCGAGGGUAAGGACUGCGGCCUGAUCAACGAGCUGGAGCUCUGUAACAUAUUCCUAUCCAACUCGGUUGUCAAUGAUCUGUUGGUCGACUCAAAGAUGGUGCUGCGCGAUCUGCUGAUGAUGGCCAAGCUGUUUGAGUCCAACGACGUGUUUGAGGAGUGCUUCACAUCGAUGAUCUCGCCAUCAAAGGUGUCAAUGGCCACGCUGGCCCAUAGCCAGCUCGCUCUGUCCAAGACUGAGCCAAGGUCCACGUGCCAUCAGUGCAAGCUGCCCAAGCCAAACUCAAAGAUGGCACAGUGCACCAAUCGAUCGACAUGUGGCAAGAUGUAUUGUGGCCAAUGUCUAGCGACACGCUACAACACCGUGUUGAUUGAUUGCCAGAAGACUUCGUGGCUGUGUCUUCACUGCAAGGGUAUGUGUACAUGCAGCACAUGUCUGAAGAAGACCAUGACGCUGCCUAUGGGCGGUAUCGUCGACAGUCCGCUGCUCAAGAAGCGUGGUAGCAUCCAGAUGUUCGAGGCUAACUCCUCGCCACGCAAGUCGAUGCUUGAGGCCGGUUCAUCGCCACGCAAGCCCCUGAGCCUCGAGGCCAACUCCUCGCCACGCAACGCCAACAACUCAUCGCCACGCAAACCACAAGACGAGUACCAGGUGUGCGCUGGCUCGCCAAACCUAUUUGACUAUAGCUACUUCAGUCCAACAUUCACUGGACUGGGCAUGUCUCCCCGCAAGCGCGACUCACCCCUGUGGAAUCAGAUGAUGGGAGCGCGCACCCAGACUGGCAACUAUGUUCAAGCCAAUAUGGUGGUCCAGGUCGGACCAGCACAAGUUGAGUACACUUCGCCCUACAGCGGUAUGGGACUGGAUCUGGACUCAGCCGUGACGUCAGACUACUCGUCACCAUCCACCAUCCACCUUCAGAGCAUGCCACAUUCAAUGAGUAUAACGCCUACUCCGACCUCACCAUCACAGGCCAUCCCCGGCUCACCCUUCCACUACUACACCAACUUCCCCCAGUCACCAAAUAUCCAGUCCAAACUGUUAGAGUCUAAGCCCCUGCCACUGGCGGACAAUAGCAAUCAUAUAUUCAACAACAUCAUAGUUGAUCAAUCAAUCCAGCUGACACAUCAUCAUCAGACCUUUGGCGCACCAGACAUCACCAUGGCACCUCCAAUGGACUAUGAUGGAAAGUACAAUAGCAACAUGUCUCAGCAGCAAGGCAAUGAGCGAGGUGAUGAUGUUAAUGGAGGAUCAUCCUCUAACAACAUAUAUCCUAAUGGAACAGGUGGCGGCGGUGGAGUUGGGCCAACAGGUGGCGGCGGUGGAGGUGGAGAAGACACUCCCAACAAUGGCGGCAACAUCAACAACAACAAUAGUAACAAUAACAACAACAAUAAUAAUAACAACAAUAAUAACAACAGCGGAAACAGUUCAUCAUCAACAUCAACAGAGACUUCAAAGAGCAAAUCUAAGAAGUCCAAGAAGAGAAGAUCAGAGGAGCUCAGCAAGAAGGAGUCCCAACAGAAAUCAAAGAAGGCCUCGCCACCAAUUGUAACAACGCCGAUUGACCCACAGGACGACCAGCGUCCUAAGCUGACCAUGUCAGUUGGCUGUCCGCCUCCACCUAUGCCCUGGUACGAUGGCACUCAGACAGAGUAUGGCGCAAUGAACUCAAAUGUUCCCACACCUACCAACUUUGCUGGCAAUCAACCACCCAGAGGCAUGGUCGGCAGCAAAGAGGCAUUGCCGCCUGGUUCGAUGGUAUGGGCUCGUCUUGGCAACCUCUCACAGUUCUAUCCAGGCAAGAUAUGUUAUCCCAAUGAGAUACCUGGGGUGAUACGAGUUCCAGAUUGCGCAUCCUACGUCUUCUUCUUUGGCGACAACUAUUGUGAUAUGGUCGAGAACAAGAACAUCGUGGCCAUGUCUACUGGCAACGAGUACAGUGCACCAUCCAAGGCAUUUGAGCAGGCGGUCAAAGACGCAGUUGAAUACAAGCGACGAAUGGAUAUCAACAACGCAAGCAGACAGCAGUAUAUAAUGAGUGAUGGGGCCACCAUGACUAUGAACCCAGGCAUCCCAAUGCCACCAAUGCAUUCUCCAUUCCAAACUCCAGAUGCUCAAUCGUAUCCAAUGGUGGGAGGUCAGCCAAUGAUGGGCGCACCUGUGAUGCCCAUGCAUGGACAGGCACUCCAACAACAACUGCAUCAACAGCAACCACACACUGGUCUUGCGCCUGCCGACUUCCAGCAGCAACAUGUGAUGCCUACACAUUCGCAAUCAAUGUCUGGGCCUUUCAGUCAACAGUCGCAAAAGCUUCCAGGACAACACAACCUGAAUGAGAGCAGUGGAGUGGUGAGCACAUCCAACUACUUCUCAUCAAUGUCACUCAAUAGCACUGGUAGUCUGGAGCAGUUUAUGAUGCCAAAAGAAUUGCAACCACAGGCUGUUGUAGGUAACGACGCCUCAAGGUCUACGACAGGUGCAGCACCAGGCAGUGUAGUUGGCAUGUCCAUCCCAAUCAAACAGGAGUCGUCGUCACCAGUUCCAGUCACAUAUCAACAGGACAACAACAACAACAACAACCAGUCCUACUCUCUUCAACACUUUAUGUCUCAUCCCAACAACCACAACACCAACACUGGCAUUGUAACAUUCGCCACACAGCAGCAACAUCAGUCAGUCCAACAACAGCAACAGCAACAGCAACAGCUACAACAGAUGUCAACUAUGGAUGAGACCAAGUCGAAUUCAUUCAUAACAGACUCAUCUAAUGGUGGUGACCUGUUUGACAACAUGUGGAGCUAUCCAGGAUUGGAGUGA
Molecule: messenger RNA, 4008 nt
Organism: Acytostelium subglobosum LB1
Lineage: Eukaryota; Evosea; Eumycetozoa; Acytosteliales; Acytosteliaceae
Exons: 1
Coding region: 1-4008 (1335 amino acids)
Source: RefSeq, a predicted model, not a curated record